Molecule: messenger RNA, 1444 nt
Organism: Nicrophorus vespilloides
Lineage: Eukaryota; Metazoa; Arthropoda; Insecta; Coleoptera; Silphidae
Exons: 4
Coding region: 97-1224 (375 amino acids)
Source: RefSeq, a predicted model, not a curated record
AUCACACACUGGGGGCCCAGGAUCUGGAGCCACGCACUACCGGAAGCCGUGUCCGGAAUAAUAUUCAUCCGACAACCAGAGACCCCUCCAUUUUCGAUGGAUAUGUGCACGCCGGUAUACAGAUCAUUAGUUUGGCAAUUUUCUGUUGCAGAGUGGGAGGUGGGCCACGGCGGUUCCUCUCAAGGCAUGGAGGUGGAGGUUCGUGAGGAUGUUGUACCACCUCCGGAUUCCACCGCUCUACUGGUCAACAACACUCCACCAUAUCCCAUGGCAGAAGGAGGACCAGUAGUGAUAGUUCGUGCCGAAGAGGUUCUGCUCGUGGUCCUCGUCCUAAUGAUAUGGGUUGCAGCCAUAGCAUUGUUCUUCAAUCGAUGGGGGAAAAUACGAAUGCUGGAACCAUACCAACCUAAAUUCCAGCAAAGCCAUCGGCCUUCGUGUCCACUAGCACCCUUAUCACCACCUCAUAUCACACCGCAGCAACGGAUGUCAUUUUCCAAAUACAACGUGAACUGUUUCGCCGACACGUAUUCAGGCAUGCCAUCGCCAAACCCCACCAGAAGACCGAGGCUGAACUCAGUGUUCGUAGGUAGUUCCACAAUGGCCUUCCUGAAUCCACCUCGACGAGCGAAGAGCGCCAUGGACAUACAGCAUCUCGUUCUGAACGAGACGAGUCCGACGUCUCUAACCGGGUACCGUUCGAUGCUGCCCAUGAUCAAUUACAAGGACAGAAGGCCGUCCAUUACGAUCGAACGACCGCAGUGUCACGCGAAACACCGUCCUUCCAUAUCAACAGAAAGACCUCUGCUUUCCCACUACCAGCAAUUCCGAAAUCGCAGAUCUUCCUGUGCCGUCGACAGGAACAGGAACUUCAGCAGCGUCGACCAGCCUAAAAGGAAGGCAUCGAUCACGAUCGAAAGACCAUCGUGCAGCUACCAAGGACCGACGAUAAGCUUCGAAACAUCCAUGGACCAUCCGACUGUCAUAGUCGAGAAGGCCGAGAGGCCGAAGAUCUCCAGGAGCUUCGAGCAACCGACCAUCAUCGACAAGACGCAUCUCCUUCCGAGGAUGGCAGCUAGUUUGGACGUAAACGCGGUCACCUUCGAUCGCAGACCAUCGAUUCCCGAGGAGGAUGGAAGAUGCUCUCCUGUUAUCAUCACCUUGGAUGAAUCGGAGAUCACAGCGAACGCGCCACUCCUUGAACGACUGAAAAGCUCGGACGUGUGAUAAUCCCGUCUCUGAAAUAUAAAAUAUAUGAAACGAAACGAAAAUGAACCCAUAUCAUCCUUACAUUUCCGUUUUUCUUUUCUCAGCGACGGUAGGUUAACAACCUUUCUCUCGAUUCCUCCUUGCUCUCCCGAUACAUAAUGUGCUUUAUGUAAAUAUCUCAAAAAUGAAGAAAAAAAAAACGAUCGUCUCUUACACACAAAAAACAACAAUUAAGAAU